AUGCUGUGUAUGAAGGGGAGGAUAAUAUUUUCAAUACUGGUGGAGACAGUGGGCACUGUGCUGGGCCUAUUGUUCUUAAGAGGCUUCAGUCUGUACACUUUUAUUGCGCUGUCUGCUCUUACCUUACUUUUAAUCCUUUUUACGGGGAAAAUGGAUCCUGGGACACUGGCGAGGAGAAACUCAGAAUACUACAGCAUGGCUCUUUUUGGAGGGUACAGCUAUAAAAACAUACAGAAGAACGGUGCGAUUGCAGGAAGGUCUUUUGAAAAAAAAGGAAGAGUUCUGCACUCGGAGGUAUUCUGUAACACAUGUGGCAUAUUUAGGCCUGCAGGCACUUCGCACUGCCGGGCGUGCGAUAGAUGCAUUUCAGUGAUGGACCACCACUGCGUGUGGCUGAGCAACUGCAUAGGAGAGAACAACUAUCCAUUUUUCAUGAAUCUUCUAUCUGUGGAGACUGCCAGGGCAGGAGUGCUUCUUUCUUUCAGGUUUCAACAGACAUUUCCUGUUUUGGAAGCGAGUUUGAGCAGUUUUUAUUUCUAUUCUACUCUCUUUGGAACAUGCAUUCUGAGCGCUUUUGUUGCCAUGCUUUUUCUCUACUUUAUGUGGCUCAGCUUGAAGGGCGUUUCCUCGCGGGCAUUCUGCAAGAAUAAAACAACCCAUGCGAGCAAGUAA
Molecule: messenger RNA, 672 nt
Organism: Nematocida minor
Lineage: Eukaryota; Fungi; Microsporidia
Exons: 1
Coding region: 1-672 (223 amino acids)
Biological process (GO): peptidyl-L-cysteine S-palmitoylation; protein targeting to membrane
Cellular component (GO): endoplasmic reticulum; Golgi apparatus
Molecular function (GO): protein-cysteine S-palmitoyltransferase activity
Source: RefSeq, a predicted model, not a curated record